Dinoponera quadriceps is the source of this 2934-nucleotide messenger RNA. It is a transcript of the gene bgm, whose product is annotated as very long-chain-fatty-acid--CoA ligase bubblegum. The transcript has 13 exons. Gene Ontology annotation, molecular function: long-chain fatty acid-CoA ligase activity. The record is from RefSeq and is a predicted model, not a curated record. Bases 73 to 2130 code for a protein of 685 amino acids. Gene Ontology annotation, cellular component: membrane; endoplasmic reticulum. Lineage: Eukaryota; Metazoa; Arthropoda; Insecta; Hymenoptera; Formicidae.
CUCAACGGCUUUCAGGUUGUUCGUGUACUGCAAGUGCCGCACUUCAUCGCCUGUGCUUCGACUUCAGCGAAAAUGUCCGCGUCUCAGCCCACAGAAUACGGACUCGUGAAUGGGCUUAUGAAGGACAGCAAGAACAUGCAUCAGUCAAUCAGAUACGCAAUACCCAGCGAAACUGGACUCGAUGGACCCGAUCAGGUGCUGCCUUCGGACGUAGACACAACAUGCGACGCGAAAGGCAGGGUGCGAAUCAAGCUGGACGGCAGCAAUCCGUACAUGACGAUGUCAAUACCCGGCAUUUUCUCCAGAACAGCGCAGCGCUAUCCGGAUCACAUCGCGAUGGUGUCCUCUCCCGGUCCCGAUGGCAAAAGAACCACGUAUACUUAUCGGGAAUACGAGCAGUCCGUGCGAACCGUCGCCAAGGCGUUUUUGAAAUUGGGCUUGGAGCGAUACCGCAGUGUCUGUAUAUUAGGAUUCAAUUCUCCACAAUGGUUCAUUGCCGAUCUCGCGGCCAUAUACGCUGGUGGAUUUGCCGCAGGGAUUUACACUACAAAUUCCCCGGAGGCAUGCCAAUACUGUUUAGAGCACGGUCAAGCGAAUAUCGUAGUCGUUGAGGAUGAAAAGCAGCUGGCAAAGAUCUUGAAGAUAAAAAGCAACUUACCGAACUUGAAGGCGAUCAUUCAAUACGAGGGCACACCUACAGAGAAAGAUAUUUUGAGCUGGGAUGAGCUAUUGGAAAUAGGGAGGAAGGAAUCGGACGAGAAAUUAUUGUCUGUUUUAAAAACGAUCGGUGUAAACGAAUGUUGUAUUCUGGUGUACACGUCAGGAACAGUCGGAAAUCCGAAAGCGGUGAUGUUGAGCCAUGACAACAUCCUGUAUAUUUCGAGAUGUCUGUGUGAAACCUUAGAAAUAAUUGAGAAAACCGAGAUCAUGGUCAGCUAUUUGCCGUUAUCUCACAUCGCAGCUCAGAUAUGCGAUAUUAUUCUGGGCGUAUGUAUGGCGAGCACGACUUAUUUCGCGGACAAGAAUGCGCUGAAAGGUUCGUUACUGAAGACAUUACUCGUGGCGCAACCGACCAUUUUUUUGGGGGUACCCAGAAUAUGGGAGAAGUUCUAUGAGAAGAUGCUGGAGAAGGCGCGCGGUAACAGUGCUGUAAAAACUUGGAUCGCCAAAUGGGCGAAAGCUCAGGGGUUCUAUUACCACACGAACAAGAUGAACGGGGUGGAUUACAAGCAUUGGGGCUACAUAUUCGCCAAGUGGCUUGUGUUCGACAAAGUGAAGGAGGCAUUGGGCCUGAAUAAAUGCCGCUUCUUCAUUAGCGCGGCGGCGCCCAUUAGUAUCGACAUUAAAAAUUAUUUCUUGAGUUUGGAUAUGCCGGUGAUGGAAGUAUUCGGAAUGUCUGAAUGUGGCGGUCCUCAUACAAUUACCGAUCCUAAGAAUUACACCUUUCGGGGCGUUGGAAUAACUUUAAACGGAGUCUAUACAAAAUUAGACAAUAUAGACGAGCAUGGUGAGGGAGAGAUCUGUAUAGCUGGACGGCAUGUGUUUAUGGGUUACUUGAAUGCGCCAGAAAAAACCGCGGAAACCAAAGACAAAGACGGAUGGUUGCAUAGCGGUGAUCUUGGUAAACUGGAUUCAAAAGGGAAUUUGUACGUCACCGGUAGGAUAAAAGAGCUUAUCAUCACAAGCGGUGGAGAAAAUAUAGCAUCGAACAACAUAGAGCACGCGAUAUUGUCAGAAUUACCGGCUCUGAGUAAUGCCUUGCUAGUCGGAGAUAAGAGGAAAUACUUAAUAGUGCUUGUGACGCUUAAGUGCGACAUGGACACCGAAACUGGGGCACCUUUGGACACCCUGAAUCCAGAUGUAGUGAAUUGGGCGAAAUCCAUUGGUAGUCAAGCCAAGACAAUAACGGACGUUAUAAGCUCUCAUGAUCCGUUGAUAUAUGGAGAAAUUGACAAGGCAAUCAAGAGAGCUAAUGAACAUGCUAUAAGUAAUGCUCAAAAAGUACAAAAAUUCGAAAUUCUUCCUCAUGAUUUCUCAAUACCAACUGGGGAAUUAGGACCCACGUUAAAGCUCAAGAAAAAUGUUGUUUUAAAGAUGUACGAAGAUUUAAUAGAGAAAAUGUACCAGUGAAAUGAAUCAAUGAAUUGCAUGUUGACGUAAUGAUAAAAAAAUACGAAUUAUUAACAAAAAUUCAUUACAAGCACAACUGAAUUGAAAAGCCAACCAAAUUGUAUCUACCAAAGUUAGACGUUUGACAAGCAGAUUGAAAAGAUAUGAAAUUAUAAACAUAUAUAUUAUUUAUAAAAAUAUUUUUUAAUAUAAGACACGCUGAUGUUUUAUCAGCGUCUUUUUGGAAAUCGAAAUUUAAAAAGUUAACAAAGCUCAAUGUUUUUUAUAUUUAUAAAUUUAGUUAUUUUAUGGCAAGUGGAGUCGUAUAUUUCAUCCUAUAAAGAUACGGGGAACAUCUGCGUUAACAACUAAUAAUUCAAAUAUAUUGAACAAUAAUUAUAUAAUUAUAAUAUAAUAUUAACACGCUCACUAUCAGUCAUACAAUGUAAUAGCUGUAAUUUUUCUGCCUAUGUCCUUGUAAACAAUGUUUUACACAAUCACUUUAAAAGAAAGGAAAUAAAAUUGCCUGUGAAAAAGAUUCUCUAGAUAAACCAUGGUAGCGAGCAUAUUAAAAUGAAAUUGAUUGUCAAUAAAUUUUGCAGCUUUUUCAAUUAAGUAUGAUAGAAGCGUGUAUAGACACAAAAAGAAAAUGCUAAAAAUGAUAAAAAAUAAAGAUAGAAGUACCUAUUUAAUGUUAAUUAUGUAUUAAUAUUCCCUAAGAUGAUUACGGUGAAUACUUGUAUAUAUAUUGUAAGUAAAAGUAUCAAUUUGUGUAAUAUUGUAAAAUUGGAAGGUAAGAAUAAAAAGGGCCAAAAAUAUAUCUUA